AUGGCGUUUGGUGUCAAAUAUUCUGAAGAUUUAAUGGGUAAUCAAGGAUGCCCUAUUUCUUCUUCAGGGGCAGAAGCGGUGUUGCAGUGGUAUCUCCAUGGCGGCCCCGGCGGGAGGAAAAACAAGAACAACAAGAGUAGUGAUGAAGCCAAGAACAAUCUCUUGGCUAUGAGAUGGAAUUUGUGGUACGCAGAUAAGGGAGGGAAGAAAGAAUUGCGUCACACUUCGCCACAGGGAAAAGUUUAUUACACACUCAGGACAGCCUGCAAAGCUUGCAUGAAUGAAGGAGUUCUUAAAGAUUCUUGUCCAGAAUCUUCUGAUGGUUUACAGUCAAGAAAGAAGAGGAGGAUGGAGAAGUCAAAAAAUCCAGAGGCACCCAAAAGAGGAAAAACGUUGAAAACAUUGAAGAAAUUAAGAAAACUUCAAAAGUGCCAGAAGCCAACCCGUGUGCAAGUGAUUCCGGGAACUUCAAGGUGUAAUCUUAGAGUUUUAUUGUCUCGGUUGAUAGAAAAGAAACUGUUAACGCCAGGGGCAUUUGUCUGUUAUAGUGGGAAUUUGGGUGAAGGGUGGAUAACUAGUACAGGAAUCAAGUGUAAAUGUUGCAAUAAGGCGUUUACAAUCAGUGAUUUUGAAGCUCAUGUGGGUAGCAAGAAGCGUAGGCCGGCUGCUAAUAUUUUUCUUGAAGAUGAGAGGUCUCUAUUGGACUGUCAAAAGGAAUUGUUGUGCAAUAACAAAUCGAAAAAUGGUGAAGAGAAGUUUUGUGAUCAGAUGGAAAAUAAGCAUGAAGAUGUGAGUUAUGAUGUGUGUUGUGUUUGCCACAAUGAAGGUGAAUUAAUCAUAUGUGGUUCAUGUCGUUCAACAUACCACAAGAGCUGCCUCGGCUUGAAGGAUGUUCCAACUGGAGAUUGGUUCUGCACAUCUUGUCGUUGUGUGAUAUGUGGUGUUGCAAAGUUUGAGAAAACAAUGAAAAAUUCUCUGGAUGAUGAAAUUCUUCACACUUGUGAUCAGUGCGAGCAUAAAUUUCAUAUGGGUUGCCUGAGGAGAAGAGGGGAAGUUAAGGUGAAAAAUUAUGCUCAUGAUAAAUGGUUUUGUAGUGAUAGGUGUGAACAUACUUUCACUUGCCUCCAUAAGCUUUCAAGAAUGCCCAUAUCUCUAGGUGUGGAUAAUUUAACCUGGAGAUUAUUGAAGUAUAAUAAGGGCUUAGAAGAGAACCAGAGGAUACUAAAUGAUGCAAUUGAUGUUAUGCAUGAAAGUUUUGAGCAAGCUGUGGAUCCUUUGACGGGAAAAGAUCUUGCCGAAGAUGUUAUCUUAAAUAGCAAAUCUGAAAUGAAGCAUAAGAAUUUUAAAGGAUUCUACACAGCGGUUGUGGGUAGGAAGGGGGAAAUAGGUUCUGCAGCAACUGUUAGAGUGUUUGAUGAGGUUGCUGAGAUACCAUUAGUUGCUACUAGGUUCAAGUAUCGCGGACAAGGAAUGUGUCGUAGUCUGAUGGGUGAGCUUGAAAGGCAGCUCGUUGAAAUAGGAGUGGUGAAACUGAUACUGCCUUCAGCUCCUAGUGUGCUAAAUACAUGGAUUACGAAAUUCGGGUUUUCAAAGAUGACAGAAUGCGACAGACUCGAGUACUCAGACUAUACUUUCCUGGAUUUCCAGGAUACAAUCAUGUGUCAGAAGAUGUUAAUAAAGAAGCCUUCUGCAAACUUGUGCCAAUCAGGAGCAACUUGGUCCAGCCCCACCUCUGUAUUGUUCGGUGGAAAUUGCGCACAAGGGUUGUAA
Messenger RNA from Pistacia vera, 1770 nucleotides. Its product is annotated as increased DNA methylation 1-like. The coding region runs from base 1 to 1770 and encodes 589 amino acids. Gene Ontology annotation, molecular function: transcription corepressor activity; acyltransferase activity, transferring groups other than amino-acyl groups. Gene Ontology annotation, biological process: negative regulation of DNA-templated transcription. NCBI's taxonomy places the organism in Eukaryota, Viridiplantae, Streptophyta, Magnoliopsida, Sapindales, Anacardiaceae. The record is from RefSeq and is a predicted model, not a curated record. The transcript has a single exon.